ACAAGAAAAUGUUGGUCCUGUCGACCUUUUCCUUUUUUAUAUUGUCCUCAACAAGAACCUGCCAAGGUGCUGAGGUUACAGUACAAAUUAACCAGACAAUCGUGCUAGCGUGCUCUGCAGCAAAUAAUUCAGAAAAUGUGGAACAUAUCGGUUGGUACCGCUGCCGUACUGCUGAUUGCGAAUCCAAAUGGGACAACUCCCGGAUAGCUCGUGUUGAACGAAUGAGAGAGCCAAUUGUUGAUAACACUGACUUUGACAUUUACGUAAAUGGAACAUUAGUUAUCAAGAGGGUAAAAGCUGUGGAUGAUGGAAAAAUUUUUAUCUGUAAAGCCAAAAGAAACCUGACAGGGGUGGAAACGUCCACCACGAUCCUCAAAAUAGCCAAAGGUAAGCCAGUGACAACGACCACAGCAUCAGGCAUCCCAGGCCGUUCAUCCUCACCACUACCAGAUACCCCAACUUCUUUGUCUUCAUCUUGUCCAGGUCAGGCGGUGAUGACGACUGCAGCAUCAGAUAUCCAAAGUUCCUCAGUUUCACCUUCCUCAAGAAAGGAAGAUCUGGAUUUUGAGACAGCCUUCAACAAAGUCGCCCCUCUAAUCUAUUCCUUAACUGCACUUCUAGUAAUUGCUGUUACAAUCAUUAUUUAUCUGGUUGUGAAGAUCAAGAAGAAUAAGAGGCAUGGUUAUUCCCAUAACCAUGGUUGUAGAUUUGGAGGUGGCAAUGACAAUCAGCAUGCCCUAGAAGAUACCGUUGAAAUUAACCUAGGAGAUUGCCCGAAUGAAGAGGACGGAGGAGAAGAACUAUGA
Messenger RNA from Pocillopora verrucosa, 806 nucleotides. The record is from RefSeq and is a predicted model, not a curated record. NCBI's taxonomy places the organism in Eukaryota, Metazoa, Cnidaria, Anthozoa, Scleractinia, Pocilloporidae.